UACACGGAUAUAUUUCCCUGUAACAUUUCCGUUAUUUUGGUUGAGCAUGGCUACUACAGGUCAUUUAAACAGGCUUAGGUGUUUAUUUACAAGGUUUUCGAAUGUUAAUCAACUGAAAUACUGCACCGGAAUUGUGUCGGUCCUGCGCAAGUCAACUAUUCGUGGACCUUCCAUUGAAGACAACUGUACUGUGGAAAUCGGGGUUACGUCUGAUGGGAAGACCAUAGUGUGCUACCAUCCCACAGAGGAUGUUCCUUAUGAACUUACCCAGCCCAUUCCACGGCCAGACCCCCUGACUAAUCCGUCUGAGACGCACGAUCAGGUGCUGAAAGCGCACCUGGGCAGGGAGGUGCUGAAGAACAAACAGGCACCCACCAUCGAGGAGCUCAGCAAGAUGUUUCACACCACAAAGCACCGCUGGUACCCAGUGGGACAGUACCAUAUGCGACGCAGAAAAACAAAUCCUCCAAAAGACCGAUAGAUUUCACUGGAGAUGCAUGUUUGUGCUAUUUGUGUUGUGAAAUAAAACUAACAAAUC
This is a messenger RNA of Esox lucius (northern pike), 538 nucleotides long. It is a transcript of the gene mrpl42, whose product is annotated as mitochondrial ribosomal protein L42. The record is from RefSeq and is marked provisional. Gene Ontology annotation, cellular component: mitochondrial large ribosomal subunit. Lineage: Eukaryota; Metazoa; Chordata; Actinopteri; Esociformes; Esocidae.